ACGUUAGGCUACAUAAACAAAGUAAUCGGAACGUAUUUCCUGGUUAUCAGGACACGCCUACGUCACAUGUUGAAUAUGUCACCAGUUAAUUCAGUCACCACUUAAACCUUAACACACCGGUUGUCGCUAUGUCAAUACGGACUAUAUGCUGUAAAUAAUCUAUUUUCUGUGAUCCGUUUAGGGCAGGAUAUGUAGCUAGGCUAUGUGGAAAUGUAGGCCAUUGAACUGCUGCACAAAUCGCCGAUCAGGGUGUUCAAUGCACCCCCGUUUCAGUUUAAAAAGACGUGUUGCUACGUUUUGUCGGGGCUGAACGUGGUCAUGGUGUAAUUAGUCCGCCUGGGUAACAUGGUUCAUGUCUCACGGGAAAGAAACAAUGUUUUUGUUCGUUGUUUUUUGCAGUUUUGCUUUAACGUCGGCCGUCAAUCAAACAUUGCCUGUCAUGGACUCCUGGUAUGUUGCUGCUGUAUAUGAGCACAACUUAAUCCUGAACCCGGAGCCUGAUGUCCCCCUGUCCCGCCUCGAUGCCCUGCAGCACAUGCAGAAAAACCUCGAUAUCUACGAGGAGCAGGCUGCCCAAGCUGCUCAGCAGGGUGCCCAGAUCCUGGUGUUUCCAGAAGAUGGUCUUCAUGGUUUUAACUUCAGCCGUUCUUCCAUCUCUGGCUACCUAGAAACCAUUCCUGAUCCCCAGCAGGAGAGCUGGAACCCCUGCACAGAGCCGGGAAAAUACAACAACACUGAGGUUCUCCAGCGGCUGAGCUGUAUGGCCCGUCGUAACAACCUCUACCUGGUGGCCAACAUGGCUGACCUGCAGCCCUGCCCCCUGAAGACUGACCCCACCUCCUCCUGUCCCUCUGAUGGACGCUGGCAGUUCAACACCAACGUAGUUUUCAGGUCAGAUGGUCUGCUGGUGGCUCGCUACCAUAAACACAACCUCUACUUUGAGGAGGCCUUUGAUAUGCCGCCGCAACCUGAGAUCAUAACGUUCGAUACACCUUUUGCUGGAAGGUUUGGCCUCAUGAUCUGCUUUGACAUUCUGUUCCACAAGCCCACAGUUGCCCUGGUGGAGAAGGGUGUGCGUCAGCUGAUCUACCCUACAGCCUGGAUGAACCAGCUCCCCCUUCUGGACACGAUCCAGUUCCAGCAGGCUUUCAGCUUAGGUGCCAAUGUCACCCUGCUAGCGGCCAACAUUCGUAACGACCAACUGAACAUGAGAGGAAGUGGUAUCUACACCCCUUUUUCAGCCACCUACCACCAUGCCCAGAAAGGAGACCCAGAGGAGGGUAGGCUGCUGGUGGCCAGGGUGCCAGUCUUAGACCCACUGUGGGUGGGGCAGAGUGUAACCACAAAGGAGGGGGUAGUUAGGAGUGAGUCCACAUCAUCUACUGCUACAGACUCUGGAUUCUGUCACCAAGAGAGCUGUUCUGAUUCUCCCCCUCUUGAAACUGCUUCAUCAGUUCCUCCCUCCUCUGCCACCUUCAUCUCAUCUAUGAUGUACGAUCCAUUUACAUUUGUCCUCUUGAACGAGACAGAGGGCAAAGUGAAUGUGUGUAAUGGCACCUUUUGCUGUCACCUGCAGUACCGGUGGUUACCACAGGGUGACAGUAAAGAGCUCUACGCAUUGGGGGCAUUUGCUGGAACACACACUGUGAACGGACGCUAUGCCCUCCAGGUGUGUGCACUAGUCCGCUGUGCAGGGUUGGACGUCAGUUCCUGUGGACAGGAAGUGGAAGAGGCUGAGUCUAAAAUGGACUUCCUGGGGAGGAAGUUUGGGAGUUUAUGUAAAGGGUGUUAA
This is a messenger RNA of Perca fluviatilis (European perch), 1792 nucleotides long. Its product is annotated as biotinidase-like. Gene Ontology annotation, molecular function: hydrolase activity, acting on carbon-nitrogen (but not peptide) bonds, in linear amides. The transcript has 7 exons. Bases 353 to 1792 code for a protein of 479 amino acids. The record is from RefSeq and is a predicted model, not a curated record. Lineage: Eukaryota; Metazoa; Chordata; Actinopteri; Perciformes; Percidae.